Trypanosoma conorhini is the source of this 2208-nucleotide messenger RNA. Its product is annotated as WD domain-containing protein. The transcript has a single exon. NCBI's taxonomy places the organism in Eukaryota, Euglenozoa, Kinetoplastea, Trypanosomatida, Trypanosomatidae. The record is from RefSeq and is a predicted model, not a curated record. Gene Ontology annotation, molecular function: protein binding. Bases 1 to 2208 code for a protein of 735 amino acids.
AUGUCUGGCCUGGGCUCUGCAAGGUCGUCGGUGAAACGGGGGGGCGAGAGCGCCGCGAAGCACGCGGGUGCGCUGGUGGAGGCAAUAGACCCCCUCAAUUCGCAACCGUUUCGUCCGUCGCUCGUGUUAACGUUUCGCGGGCACCGGAGUGGCGUGCUGGCGGCGGGCUUCCAACCGUCUGCGUCCUCAUUGCUGGAGCGACGUGGCGAGGCGGGCGAUGUGGUGCCGCCGUAUGCCUUCUCCUCCGGCGCCGACGGGCUUGUGUUUCUCUGGAGCGCCAAACCCACCGUCCGCGCCUUGCGCUUUGCCGGGCACCGCGGCCCCGUUUACGACUGUACCUGGAGCCCGCACGCCCAUCUCAUUGCUAGCGCCGGCCAUGACGGCUUCGUCCGCCUGUGGCUGCCGACUCUGCGGCGCAGCGGUGGAUUGACGGUGCCCUCGACAAACAGUAAUUGCCCGGAGAACUAUUGCCACUGGCGGGCGCACGGGGGGCCGGUGCGGUCCCUUGCCAUCGCCCCGCACGACGACCACCUGUACACGGCGGGAGACGACAAGUCGGUCAAGUGCUGGGACCUCAAUUACGCCUCCUCCGCGACGACCGCCAAGGGCGGCGGUAACAAAUUCGUCUGCGGCUUCACCGGCGGGCACCAGAAUUGGGUGCGAACGGUCGCCGUCUCAGGCGGUGGCGCCACUGACAAUGGGCUCCUUCCCACACACAUUUCGCUUGUCGCAAGCGGUGGCGAUGAUCAGACAGUGCAAGUGUGGGACACCCGCUCGCGACGACCGACACACACCUUUUAUGAGCAUACUGGAUCCGUGCGGUCGGUGGACUUUCACCCCGACGGCUGUUCCCUUGCGACAGGCUCUGCCGAUCACACCAUCAACCUGUUUGAUCUCCGUAGAAACCAACUGCUGCAGCAUUACAACGCGCACGACGGCGGAGUCAACGAGGUACGCUUUGCCCCCACCGGAAGCUGGCUGCUCUCCGCAUCUGCGGACGGCGCCGUAAAGCUAUGGGACCUGAAGGAGGGGUACUUGUAUUGUACACUAAAUGCACAUGAGGGGGCGGUAUCCACAGCCCGCUUUUCCGACGACGGGGCCUACUUUACAACAGCAGGACAAGAUGGUAUUGUGAUGGUGUGGCGUUCCGGUUUGCCGCGGGUGACGCCAUCGUACGCAACGUACCCGAAUACGCACCUCUAUGCGCCAGAUAAUCUGCAGCGAUGUCAAGAGGUAUCGCAACAGCCUGUAAGAACGGCAUCCACCCCAGCGAGGAUCACUGCAGAAGCAACGGCAAGAGAAAUGCCAGGCCCCUAUGGCCUCUGUUCCUCCAUAGAAACCUCAGAGAGCCGUCCGCAGGAGAGUCAAGCUACAUUUCUCAACCCGCGAGGCUCGGAAACGGCAUCAAAGCCACAAGAAAAACCGCCCACCUCCGUGGUUCAUUCGCAAUUCUCUUUUUCCUCCUCUUUGCAGAAACCGCCACUUUCUCAGCCUUCGUCGCGUCCUACCGUAACACCGGCAGCCGCGGCUAUGGCUUCCGCUCAUGCCGAGGACGGUCUUGACACAAACAACGAGGCAGAGGUUGAGUAUGGGCGUCCUCCGUGUGCACCAGCAGAUGGGCGCAAGAGUGAGACUAGAAAAACGUUGGCAUUUGCUCGCGAAGAGAACGAACGGAGGUACAAUGGCUUAAACCAGCCCCAAAUUCCGGAUGCUGAGGAAGAAACCAAAAGAGAGAGAGGGGAGUUCCAGGCGGCAGAAAAAGGGGGCUGUCAGAAGACGCGUGCCUCGGAACGGGCAUCGACAGAGUCUGCGCAGGGCCGGGACUCGGCGGCGGCGGCGAGUGAGAUUGACGAUGAGAUGAGCGUUCUGGAAUACGUUGGGAAAACAUGUGGCGAGGGGGAAGAGGAAUUUGGCUCUAAUGGUUCGGCGGUGCCUCCGUGCCGUGUGGGGGGGUCUUCCGUGGCGCAUAGGCGAGAGGAGGAACAGCGCGUAAAUGAUCGUUUGAGGCGUCUUGAAGAGCUCUGCGCACGGUUAACGACGGAGGUUCAGUUGACACAUGAGCACAGCGUCGUCAUGACGCAGGAGCUGCAGAAGCAGUGGGAGGCGCAGCAGCGGCAGCACCGGGAGCAGAUAGAGCAGCUACGGCAGAUGAUGGAAGGCUUUGUGGCACAGCAAGGUGCCUUGCUGCAGGCCCUCCGCAAGGAAUAG